AAUUGUUUGAGCAUUUUGGAGUUGAAAAUAAUUAAAUCGAUACAAACUGUUUAAUUGUUUUUAUAGUUUUGACAAGUAAUGAUAAAUGUUAUAACGUUACAUUCAAUAAGUCAUUAGCUAACAUAUUUAAACGUUAUUUCUUUAAACAAAGCUCAUCCACGCCUGAAAAGCAGAACAAGUGUCUCAUUUCGCUCAUUAACUCUUUAUAUAGUGAAUCGGUUAACCUUAAACACGAAUUUAGGCACUGGCAAAUAGUGAUGGAGAAACGGAGCUUAAAGAAACUCCGAGUCAAUUGAACCAAUUGCUUCUCAAUGAUUCACUGUUUUGAAGCCUCGAAUCACUGCACGCCAUAGACAGUAAAAAAAAAUUAAAAGUACAUACACAUGCUGCUCAAAACACAGUAAAUGAAACGAUAACAACAAAUAUGGCAGCAACUUUUAUGAAACCAACUGCAACUGUUUUCAUGAUAAAUUAUUAAUCUAUUAUAUUCAAUCUUUUAUUUAUUUUGAUACAUUUUAGUGUUAGUUUUGAGUGUUCUUUUGGCUAAUCAGGCGAGCUGAAGACAACCAUUGUUUUGACUGACUCCUUGCCAGUAUACCCUGACUGCAGAACUAGGGAGCUGAGUGAGAUGCAUCCAUAGUUUUAGAUGUAGUUUUUCUUUGUAUAAAUUAUUCUCAUAUUAAACAUGACAAUGUGAUCACACACACAGCAAAACUCCUGGUGAAGUAACUCAGAUCCACAUGACACAUUAAAGAUGACAUUUAUUAAAGAGGAGAGUGAAGACAUGAAGAUUGAAGAAGCAUUCAGAGUCAAACUAGAAGAUACUGAGGAACAAACAGGAAAAAGAGUUCGUACACAUGGGUCAGAGUUUGCGUGCAGACCUGAUGUUGCUCAAAGAGGAGAGUCAAGAACUGAGUGAAAUGGAAGAGAAAGAUAAGAAACAUCAUGAUUUCAUGACUGGAGAAAAAUCCACGCAAGCUAAAAAUACCUCACGAAAAAGAGCUCGGAAGACCAAAUCUAAAUCGAACUACACCUGCCGUCAGUGUGGAAAGAGUUUCAAUCAAAAACAUAAUCUUGAAGUCCACAUGAGAGUUCACACUGGAGAGAAACCUUUCACCUGCCAACAGUGUGGAAAAAGUUUCACUCAAAAACAAAACCUUAAAGUCCAUAUGAGAAUUCACACUGGAGAGAGCUCUUUCACCUGCCAACAGUGUGGAAGCAGUUUCACUCAAAAAAUAAACCUUAAAGUCCAUAUGAGAAUUCACACCGGAGAAAAGCCUUAUACAUGCAGAUUGUGUGGACAGAAUUUUACACACAAAAACAACCUUAAUUCUCACAUGAUAAGUCACACUGGAGAGAAACUGUUCACAUGUGGUCAGUGUGGAAAGAGUUUCACACGCAAGGUAACCCUUAAUUACCACAUGAAAAUUCACUCAAGAGAGGACUGUUUUACGUGUCAUCAAUGUGAGAAAAAUUUCUGUCAUAAAUUAAGCCUCAAGAAUCACAUGAGAAUUCACACUGGAGAAAAGCCUUAUUCAUGCCCUCAGUGUGGAAGGAGUUUUACUUAUAAACCAUCCCUUGAUUCCCACAUGAGAACUCACACUGGAGAGACCCCUUACACCUGCAAAUAUUGUGGGAAGAAGUUCUCACAAAAAGGAAACCUUCAGACUCACAUAAGGCUUCACACUGGAGAGAAGCCGUUCUCAUGUCUUCAAUGUGAAAAGAGUUUUACAUAUCAUAGAAACCUUAAACAACAUUUGCAAACUCAUUCUGGCAAGACAUUGCAGUGUUCCUCACUGUAGUAAGAGGUUUAGAAAAAUUCAUAAUUUCCAAAAUCACGUGUGCUUUUAAUCUGAAGUAGUAUGAUUUAAUUGUAAUGAUUGUAAAAAGACAAACAAAAACAAAAUGCACACAAAUAAAAUUGAAAAGUCAUGCAGAUGUGAGACCCUAUUUUGUAUGGGUGUGUGGAAAGAGGUUUUAACUGGCUCUGCAGUUUAAAAUGUCACCAGAAAAGUAAAAUUAUUUCUUUCCCAUCAAUGGUUUUAAAAAGUUGCCAGUCGCUGCCAACAAUUUAGACAGCAAAUUUUCAUGGCCCCCAAAAUACUUUGUUGUAUGAAUAUCUGCAGUAUGUCAAAAGAACAGAGCCUCUGCUUUUAACCAAAUAAACAUUUUAUUCUAG
Messenger RNA from Onychostoma macrolepis, 2179 nucleotides. Its product is annotated as gastrula zinc finger protein XlCGF8.2DB-like. The transcript has 3 exons. The coding region runs from base 858 to 1802 and encodes 314 amino acids. NCBI's taxonomy places the organism in Eukaryota, Metazoa, Chordata, Actinopteri, Cypriniformes, Cyprinidae. The record is from RefSeq and is a predicted model, not a curated record.